Molecule: messenger RNA, 3861 nt
Organism: Dicrocoelium dendriticum
Lineage: Eukaryota; Metazoa; Platyhelminthes; Trematoda; Plagiorchiida; Dicrocoeliidae
Source: the annotation of a GenBank genome assembly
AUAGUUCAUUGUUUUACUGUAUCUGGGUCACUGUGACCGUUUUCCUGCCAACGUUACGCGCUUGUCCUGUUUUUUCAAUGUUGGCAGAAACUUGCGACCUACAUAAUGGCGGUAGUCCUCUGCUCGAUGAUGAGCUGUCAAAGUCAGUGACUUUGGAGGAGUCCACAGGUAUGCCUGUUAACUGUAGCUUAUGUGAAAAACCGUUCAAUGACCCUGUCAUCCUGAGUUGUUUGCACAUUUUUGAUCGAGAAUGCCUUCGCCCACUUGAACGUAAUGAUAACGUUGCACCUUAUAUCAAAUGUCCUCGGUGUGGAGCUAUUUCUGGUGGCUUAAAGACAUUGCCACCUUACGAUUCGGCGCUUGCUGCUGCAGAGAAAGGAGCUGUAUCCAACGCCCCUGAUACUGCUGUUCAGUGUUCUGUAUGUACCGACGGAAACGAAGCGCUUUACCGGUGCCUUCACUGCGCCGGAACUUUGUGUGAGCGGUGCCGUGAUGUUCACAAGGUCAUGAAAGUGUUUUCUCACCACGAAAUUUUGGUUCUCACUGAGGAAGAGAAACGAAAUUCCGAAGUGUUACAACGAAACAUGCAAAACGCCAAACCGGUAUCAUGUCCCAGUCACCCGGAGUUUAUGUAUACAACUUUCUGCAUGCAGUGCCACGUACCUCUAUGUGAUGCAUGUUUCGAGUGUGACCACAAAACCCACAUCACAUCAGCACUGAAGCUGGUUCCAGAGCACGUUGAUUCGCUGAUCUUUAGUGCCGCAGCUACAUGUUCCGUACACCAAAAAAAUCUGAGAGAGCUUACUGAGAACCUUCACAGCGUUUUGUCUGACCUUAGUGCCUCACGGGACAAAAACAAGUCCCUGAUCACUGAUACCUUUAACCAAUGGAAAGUGGCUAUUGAACGAGUGAAAGAUUACUUUCUUCAGCGUAAUCGCGAACUUCAUGACGACUUAGAGAUGCGUAUCUGGUCGCGCAUCCAUGCUGUUGGAAAGACGAUUGACCAUAUUGAUUUCGCUUGCGAAUUCUCCAAAUCUUAUCUGAAAAAGUGUUCUAACAUAGAAAUGUGCAAGUUGACGAAAAAUGUCCUCACCUGUUUUGAUCGACUCAGCAAGACGCCACUGAGUAAUGAAGGUUCCCUCCGCGUCAAUUUCACCCCGACUCCCUGCGUAAUACAUGAAUUGGUGAAACAGAACUUCGGUACAUUCGAUGGUCCUCCUUCAGCCACUCCUGUUGUUCCGAAGAGAGAAUCGGGGUACUUACCUUUCUCUAGCGCUGGUUCUCAAUUUGUCAUAUCUACUGCUUGUGAUGUUACGGACGAUUUGAAACGUUUGAGUCUCAAGUUGGACGGCUGUCUGACGAAUGGCGCAAUCACACCGCUAGACGCCUCUGCUUCCGGCCCUCUCAUACCUCUGAGUUCAGUCGACGCUUACGCAUCGUCCCGUGCUGCCAACCUGGCCGCUGUGCAUCUUCCUAGCUCCAUAGACAGUAGUACUGAUACUUUUACGGCCCAGUCGAAUGAACCGACCGCCAUCAAUAGGCCUAUAACGAAUUGGAGUGAUUUGGCCAUGGGAAUGGUGGGCCUAGAUCAGACAGAAUUUCUAAACUCAGCUCAAGGCGACCAUCCUUUUCUUACAUCCCCGUUUAUCAAUCCGGAAUUUAACCAAAAUACUCUUCGCUCCUUGGGUAACCCUUCCGCCAUGUCGGCCCUCGAGCUGGAAUCAAAUAUGUUAAAACAGAAACUUCCGAUCAACUACAACGCCACUUUAUAUGAAUACUGCAGAAUGCGGGCCGCUCGUUGCUCUCAAAUGAACCUCUUGACUAAGUGGGGGUCCCUUGGUUGCGAACUUGGUCGGCUUAAUUCUCCUCACGGGUUUUGCCUGGGUUUCGAAGAGGAGAUUGUAGUCGCGGACACUUACAAUCAUCGCAUCCAGAUAUUCACAAAGCGCGGCGAUUUCGUUUCAUUCUUCGGAGUUUCCGGUCGUGUUGAUGGCUUGUUGUGGUAUCCUCGCAAAGUUGCUAUUAUCCGGCAAAGCCAGCGCUAUGUUGUUUGCGAUCGCGGCAACGAGCGCUCCCGGAUGCAACUUUUUAGUCGCAGUGGACAUUUUGUUCGACGUAUUCCCAUUCGAUACAUCGACAUAGUCGCUGGGCUUGCAAUAAACCAGCACGGUCACAUAGUUGCAAUAGACAGCGUCUCUCCCUCCGUGUUUGUCGUUUCCGAGGAAGGGGACUUGAUUCGUUGGUUCGAUUGUAGCAACCACAUGCGAGAACCGUCUGAUGUCGCAAUUCAUGGACGCGAAUAUUACAUAUGUGAUUUCAAGGCUCACUGUGUGAUUGUUUUCGAGGAGGACGGCACAUUCGUUCGACGCAUUGGUGGGGAGUCUAUCACGGAUUUCCCCAACGGCAUUGACGUCAGCGACCAUGGAGAUGUUCUCGUGGGGGAUUCUCAUGGAAAUCGCUUUCACAUCGCUGUCUUCAGUCGAACUGGGGAGCUCUUGAGUGAGUUCGUAUGUAACCAAACCAAAGUGAGCCGUUCUUGCUGCUUGAAGAUAACUACUGAAGGCUACGUGGUUACUCUUGCGCGCAGUUCCAACAACGUGCUGGUCUUGGAUACACUCUACAUUUGCUAAUGAUUAGCCUGAGUUACCGCUGACCACGACAUCCUAACACCACGUUCUUCCAUCUACACAGUAGCAUUACUUGUCUGUUUUACUUUAACAUUUUAUCUUCGUAUUUGAUUUUAUUGUAUAUUUGUACUUGAGAUUAUUGUCCAGUUUUGGACGAAUUUCGUGCUUUGUCACAGUCAUUUGCCCCCUCCACGCCUGUCCUCCACAGGGUGCUCGUGAUACACUUCAUUUUCGAGUUAUUUACAGUAUGUUUUUCCUUCAAUUUUUCAUGUUCUACUUUUUUCUUAGUUUUGUGAACUACUUCUAAUGUGGGGCGACUUACCCGAGGUGUUCUUAUUGCGUGAUUUUGAAUGCCGUUCACUCCCCACUGUGGUUUCCCACAAAAUCAUCGAAAAUAUUUCGCGCGCGUUUUGAACUUAUUCCGAAGUUAAAGAGCAUCGUUAGUUAGCAUUUUAUCUGAAUUGUUUUCUCUGUAUUUUUGCAAUAUUUUUUGAGAUUAUGAAUUAUUGUUUUGUGUUAUUACUUGUACGGUUGGCUUAUCGCGUUCUUUAGUUUGCCUAAUUGGUUCAGUCAAGCACUCGAAAUUCAUUCACCUUUUACGGACUGAUUGGACCCCCUCCCAAUCCUUCCAAUUUUCGGUUACACAGCACUUGUGCCUUUCACACCCAACCACUCAUGACACCUUCCCUAUUUGAAUAGGUCAUCCUUCGCUUUCCAUCCAUCCACCCAGCAAAUGUGAAUUGCUCAACGCUUCCUUGGCUCUCUUGCCAUUUUCUUUAUCUUUGUUGGUUUCGUCGCAUUUGCGCACCAUUUCCCGAAUUCAGUUGCGCUUCUCUCUGCAAGUUAUGAUGACCAAUAUCAGCCCAUUCCGAAUGGCAUUCUUUUGGAAAGUAUCAUAUGAACACUGAUACGUUUGCUUGUUAUGGUACAUUCACAAAAAGCUAUAUUUGGCGGUGUAUCCGCAUAUGUGAACUGUCGGUCACUCGUGCGCAAUAUGAUUCCAUUUUCAUCUUUUAUAUCAAACCCUACAUGUGCCACUGACUGUCAUUUUGCCCUUUGAAUAUGGCCUGACCGCUUAUUUUGAAGUUUAAAUCAAACCUUGUAUUCCUUGCAUAUUGGUUUAUUACAUUACUUUUUUGAACACAACUUCUAAGAAAGUAAGGCAAUUAUUUUUACACCAGCAAUGCUAAUCUAGUAGCAAUCCAUACAUUUACAGCAUACUAAUGUUUCCACG